Messenger RNA from Manacus vitellinus (golden-collared manakin), 1410 nucleotides. Its product is annotated as gamma-aminobutyric acid receptor subunit rho-2. Lineage: Eukaryota; Metazoa; Chordata; Aves; Passeriformes; Pipridae. Gene Ontology annotation, cellular component: GABA-A receptor complex; membrane; neuron projection. Bases 16 to 1410 code for a protein of 464 amino acids. The transcript is spliced from 9 exons. Gene Ontology annotation, molecular function: extracellular ligand-gated monoatomic ion channel activity; neurotransmitter receptor activity; GABA-A receptor activity. Gene Ontology annotation, biological process: chemical synaptic transmission; nervous system process; signal transduction. The record is from RefSeq and is a predicted model, not a curated record.
CCCAUUUCCAGCAAGAUGCCUUAUUUUGCAAAACUCCUUUUGUUAAUCUUCUGCUUAGUUCUUCUUGUGGAAAGCAGAAAACACAGGAGGAGGAGGUGGACAAGCCAGCUGGAUGUGCAGAGGGCAAGUCACAUCUUUAAGAAGAACCAUGACUUGACCAAAGCUUGGAAAGGAAAGACAGAACAGCUUCUCAGAGUCGAUGAACAUGACUUCACCAUGCGGCCAGCUUUUGGAGGCCCUGCAAUUCCUGUUGGGGUGGAUGUGCAAGUUGAAAGCUUGGACAGUAUUUCUGAAGUUGACAUGGAUUUCACUAUGACCUUAUACUUAAGGCACUACUGGAAGGAUGAGCGUCUCUCCUUUCCCAGCACCAACAACAAGAGCAUGACCUUUGACGGCAGGCUGGUGAAGAAGAUCUGGGUCCCUGAUGUCUUCUUUGUGCAUUCCAAGAGGUCCUUCAUUCAUGAUACCACCACAGACAACAUCAUGCUGCGAGUGUUCCCUGAUGGUCAUGUCCUCUACAGCAUGAGGGUCACAGUGACAGCAAUGUGCAACAUGGACUUCAGCUGCUUCCCCCUGGACUCUCAGACAUGUUCUCUGGAGCUGGAAAGCUAUGCUUACACUGAUGAAGAUCUGAUGCUGUACUGGAAAAAUGGGAAUGAAUCUCUGAAAACUGAUGAAAAGAUUUCUUUGUCUCAGUUUUUGAUACAAAAAUUCCACACUACAUCAAGACUGGCUUUCUACAGUAGCACAGGUUGGUACAAUCGACUCUACAUUAACUUCACUUUACGUCGACACAUCUUCUUCUUCUUGCUCCAAACUUACUUCCCUGCUACCCUCAUGGUCAUGUUGUCCUGGGUGUCCUUCUGGAUUGAUCACCGAGCAGUUCCUGCCAGAGUCUCUUUGGGGAUAACCACUGUGCUGACCAUGUCCACGAUCAUCACUGGGGUGAAUGCUUCCAUGCCUCGUGUUUCCUACAUCAAAGCCGUGGACAUUUACCUGUGGGUCAGUUUUGUGUUUGUCUUCCUCUCGGUGUUGGAAUAUGCAGCUGUGAAUUACCUGACGACGGUGCAAGAGAGGAAGGAGAGGAAACUCCAGAAGAGGUUUUCAUGUUCGUGCGGAAUACCUCACUCGAAAACUAUGAUGCUGGAUGGAAACUGCAGUGAAUCUGAUGCCAACAGCCUGGCAGGAUAUACAAGAAACCAGAUGGUACCAGAAGAAGAAAAACAAGAAAAGAUAGUUGUGCAUUUGGCUAUGAGCAAUGAAUCUAAUUCAUCAAGGAAGAGAGGCCUGAAGGGUCAUGUGGGCUUGCGCAUCAUCCAGAACACUCAUGCAAUUGAUAAAUACUCAAGAUUAAUAUUCCCAGGCACCUAUAUAUUUUUUAAUUUGAUAUAUUGGUCUGUCUUUAGCUAA